This is a messenger RNA of Protopolystoma xenopodis, 474 nucleotides long. The record is from the annotation of a GenBank genome assembly. Lineage: Eukaryota; Metazoa; Platyhelminthes; Monogenea; Polystomatidea; Polystomatidae.
AUGACCCCCGUCCAGCCUGGAGUAGCAGUCGGCGCCGAAGAGGGCGCUGUUUGUGUCGAAGCAGACACAGAAUGUGCACGACCAGAAGGUCUGUCGUGGCAGUGGCCAGCCAUUCAGGGCCAAGUCUCGAAUGUCCACGAAUUUGGGGCAGCAUUUCGCCCACGUUGGGUUGACGAUAGGCGUGGGACUCGAACCACGGCAACUGUUCUGCCUUUGCCACACGAAUGGCGUCGCCCCGGCGCCGUCUCGUCGAUCCGCUCUCCCCCUCCUUCCGGGUAUAGUGCACAAAACGGCAUUCGCAUGCCUUCGCGACACCAUAGCGACCAACAGACGACUUUGAGACCAAGUUUAGCCUAUGCGCACCGCGGCACUGGGCCGUGCAACUCGUCAGUGGAACCCAGUAGAAUUUGUCGCUUUGCCACCAUUCCACUUCUCACGGUUGGGAUCAUUGCUUGUCUCCAGAAUGCGAGAUAA